AUGUCUCAAUCAAUCCCUCAACCCAAGACCACCACGCACGAAGGACUUAAAGUAAUCAUAACAGGAGGCGCCGGCUGCAUCGGUUUCGCAACCAUCAAAGCAUUGCUAAAACAUCACCCAAACGCGCAAAUCCACGUCCUGGAUCUCACAACCCCAUCUCUGGAGACAUACCCCUUUUCAACUUUCGCGCAACACAAAGAUCAAUUACACUUCCAUGAAACAGACAUCACAUCCCCCACCUCUCUAUCCGCAGUCUUUGAAGCCGUCCGGCCUCAAGCAGUCAUCCACACAGCCUCCAUAAUCCCCUCUGCCGCACGCAAGAGGCAAUUGAGCAAUGAGGGAUUGUGGAAGAUCAAUGUCGAAGGGACUAAGAAUGUUCUUGAUAUUGCCGAGCGGACUGAAGAAGUGAGAGGGCUGGUAUAUACGAGUUCCUGCGAUGCCGUGAAACCAGAUAGUUGGAUGGAUUUUGUGAAUGCCACGGAAGCAGAGACGCAACAUUUGAAAGAUAGGGAGGUGGGAAAAUGGGAUAGUGAGUAUGCGAGAUCGAAGGCCGCAGCAGAAUCCCUCAUCCUGUCUACAGAUCUGAGGAUAAAAACAUGCGCAAUCCGUACACACGGCGUGGUUGGAACGUUAGAUCAGAACCUCUUCCCGCUUGUGGCUACGAGUCCUCGAAAGAUUUCCCUGGGCUCAGGGAAGAAUAUGUAUGAUUUUUCCUCGGCUGACAAUGUGGGUUUGGCGCAUGUGCUGGCUAUGAAUAACCUCCUCGGUUUGUCUCCGAAGAAUGGCGGCAAGAUUGAUGAUGAUGAUGAGGAGGGCGGAGAGAGUGCAAACCGCCGCGCCUUUUUCGUAACGGAUGGAACACCCAAACCAUUCAGGGAACUUCAAGAAAUGAUCUGGCGUGUCGUCGACAAUGACCCGGAGAAGAAUUAUGGGGGGUAUACAGUUAUUCCGGUCUGGCUGUUCAAAGCCAUUCUCAGAUUUGCAGGUUUGUUUACAAAGACGGCGAUUUCGCCGGAUGAUGUUGGAGAUGCGGUUUCGACGAGGUAUUACGAUAUCAGCGAGGCGACGAGAGUGUUGGGGUAUAGGCCUGAAAGAAACAAAGGGCUCGAGGAGUCAAUGAGGGAUGCGUUUGAAUGGUGGAAGACGACAACGCCAACAGGAUUGACGAAAGACGGGAGGAAAUGA
This is a messenger RNA of Talaromyces marneffei, 1185 nucleotides long. RefSeq lists its product as uncharacterized. The transcript has 2 exons. Lineage: Eukaryota; Fungi; Ascomycota; Eurotiomycetes; Eurotiales; Trichocomaceae. The record is from RefSeq and is a predicted model, not a curated record. Bases 1 to 1185 code for a protein of 394 amino acids. Gene Ontology annotation, molecular function: 3-beta-hydroxy-Delta5-steroid dehydrogenase (NAD+) activity. Gene Ontology annotation, biological process: steroid biosynthetic process.